Lottia gigantea (owl limpet) is the source of this 363-nucleotide messenger RNA. RefSeq lists its product as hypothetical. The annotation marks the transcript as partial. The transcript is spliced from 2 exons. Lineage: Eukaryota; Metazoa; Mollusca; Gastropoda; Lottiidae. The record is from RefSeq and is a predicted model, not a curated record. Gene Ontology annotation, molecular function: protein binding.
GCUGUCAAGAACCGACAUGAAGAAACCUCUACUGUGUUGAUUGAUCAUGGAGCCAAUGUAAAUUCGGCUGAUCAAAUAAAUUCUACUCCGUUAAUGUAUAGCAUCAGCUAUGCGCUAACUGAAGUUUUUAAGAAACUUCUGGAGCAAAAGUGUGAUUUAGAUAUUCCUAACCAUGAUGGUAAAACUUCUCUGCAUUUAGCUGCUUUGCAAGGAAAGUCCACACAUGCUAAACUUCUAAUCGAGAGUGGUGCUGCCAUUAACAUAAAAGACGAUUUAGGAAGGGGCAUGACGCCUUUGAUGUUUGCUAUCAUCGACGAAAGCCCUUCCAUAGUACAACUACUUCUGGAAAGCGGAUGUGACGUG